CUUAUUUCUUCUUCGGAUCUUCUCUCUCUCUCUCUGAGCUAACAAAUUGUUUACCUAUUCUUCGUCUACCACUCUCCUGUUCCUCUUUCACAAUAUCGGUUCAGCUGAAUGGGAUGCCCCUUUCCAACGCUCUGCAGUUCUCACACUUUCCAUGUCCAAGCCCUUUUUAAGAUAGAACAUGAGUUAAUCACAAUAGGGAUAUAUACAAUGGAAAGAUUGUAGACUUCCCAGAAGAAUUUUUUGGUUGCUGGUUGUUAGGCAGUGUAGUCAGUUGAGUUUGAAGCCUUGAGCUCUUCAGAUAUGUAAUUUGAAUUUCCAGUCGGUUUUGGUGUCCCAUAUUCCUGUUAGCUCCUUCUGCUCCUUUCUCUCAAAAUGACUGGAACUAGUCACUGUUUUGUGGAGUGGAAAGAGCAAUUUGUAUCACAGGAGCGUGGUAAUCGUGUGGUUCACUAUUUCUUGAAGGAUUCCUAUGGGGAAUCUAUCCUUGCAGUUGUGGGAACUGAGAGAAGUGUCAGGCACAUGUUUUAUGUUGUUGCCGAGGAGUUUUUGGAGGCUUAUGGGAAGGAAAAUUCCAUCCAUGGUGGUUAUAAGUGGCGAUCGAGAAGAGAGGUUGUAGACUGGCUUACGUCUAUGCUAUCUAAGCAGCAUUUACAUGGAGAACGAUCAGAAUCACCAAAACAUGACCCAAUACACACUGCAAUGGAUGGAGUGGCUACUCCACUGACUCAAGUACCAGAUGAUAGGGUCCAUAUUGCAAGGAGUUUCAAGGGACACAAUCCAGACAUUGUCUGGUCAGGUGUUGCAUGGAAAUGUGGUAAACAGCUCAAGCAUUACCCAGCAUUUUGCAGGAAUGGGACUACAAUAGCGAUUCAAUCCUUCAUCUUUGUCAUGGCUAAAGGAGAAAAUCACUACGUUGCUUAUUUAGAAGAUAUGUAUGAAGACAGGAGGGGUCAGAAAAAGGUGAAAGUAAGGUGGUUUCACCACAACCAGGAAGUCAAAGGGAUAAUUCCCAUACGAAAUCCUCACCCAAAAGAAGUUUUCAUAACUCCAUAUGUACAAGUCAUAAGUGCAGAGUGUAUUGAUGGUCCUGCCACUGUCUUAACUCGUGACCAUUAUGAAAAAUGCUUAGCAUCUUUUCCUCAUCAUUUAUUAGCCAGAAUACAUUUGUGUUAUAGGCAGUUCAGAAGCAACAGAGUGAAGCCCUUUGACCUCAGCAAGCUGCGUGGCUACUUUGAUCAGCCAAUUCUCUCUUGUUUGGGUCCUGAUGCCUUCUCAAGGCCCGAGUUUACAUGCCAUGGUCUGGCUGGGGAAGAAGCUGAACAGUUAAGCUCAGGUGAGAAUGUAAGGCUAGGAGUAAAGAGGACAAGAAGUGGUAGGGCGUGUCAAAGGUUUGCAGCAGAUCAUUCAGGAGUCAGAAAUUCUGUUAGAGUUCGCCAGAUGAUAACAUAUGACCCUUUUGAGAACUUAGACUAUGGUUUGUCAGCCAGCAGGAGAUUGCUUUCCCUGAAGCACAUCGAUUGUCACCCUUGGUAUCCUCCACUAUUUAAGGUUGAUGGAAAGAUAGAGCUGCUCUGUCAAGAUAGUGGCAUCCGAGGCUGCUGGUUCAGGUGUACGGUAUUGCAGGUGUCACGAAAACAGAUGAAAGUGCGAUAUGAUGAUGUGCAGGAUGAAGAUGGAUGUGGCAAUCUUGAGGAAUGGAUCCCUGCUUUUAAAAUGGCUAUGCCCGAUAAACUUGGCAUGAGGCAUCUGGGUCGCUCUACAAUUAGACCAGCCCCUCCUCCUAAGGAACAAGUAGACAUUGCUCUCGAGGUUGGGACUGCAGUUGAUGCAUGGUGGAGUGAUGGUUGGUGGGAAGGAGUUGUUACUGGCUUGGAUAACUCUGGUGAUGGGACUAUGCAAAUUUACUUUCCCGGUGAGAGCAUAGUAUUGAAUGUACACAAAAAGGAUCUAAGAAAAUCCAAAGAUUGGAUGGGGGACCAGUGGGUUGAUAUACAAGGAAAGCCUGACAUAAUCUCAGCCCUAUCUGCAACUAUUGGCUUGGAAAACAAGUCGGCUCCAACCUCAAACAUUAUCAAGGAUAUCAAAUCUGAUUUUUCCAUUUCAUGUGCCGAAGUUCCUAGCAGUGCUAAAUUUAACAUUGCUGAAGAUGAAAAGCUCGAAUUAACUGCAGUUAUAAACACUGAUGGCCUUCCUGAAGAUACGGAAAGGGUCAUUGAUAAGAAGUCAUCAUCAUUAAAUGACAAGGGAACUGGGGUUGAUGGCAUGAAAGGCCGUUGUAAUAAUGUAGAUGAUGCACAAGGUAAUGACGCCGAUGACAAAUAUGACAAUGAUGAUGAGAAUGGUGACGACACCCAGGAUUUUGUGAUUUCUGGGCAGAAUUGUAAAGCAGAACUAAUGGAACUGGCAGCAUAAGGUGUUCAAUAGGAGCUAUGUGCCUUAAUUUGUGAUGGUGGAUGGUGACCGUAUAGUUGGCUAGUUUUGACUGCUUGGGUCGGUUGUUUGGAUGCUUGUAAAUAGUUACACGGGUGUAGGGAAAGCUCAUUGCAUUCGGACCCGACUCUGUAGCCUUUGUAGGUGUACAGGUUUGAGGCUUAGAAUUUUAUGGUGGUUAUCGGAUUUUCUCGAGUGUAUUUAGAAUAUUAACUCCUUCCCUUAGAAGCAACUCCAAAAUGAAUCAGAUUGAUUCACUUGUGUGCAUCUUGUACCUUGUACCAACAGAUUUGAAGACUGCCAUAAAGUCGAAAUUACUUUUUUGUUUC
This is a messenger RNA of Carya illinoinensis, 2759 nucleotides long. RefSeq lists its product as uncharacterized. The record is from RefSeq and is a predicted model, not a curated record. Bases 373 to 2412 code for a protein of 679 amino acids. The transcript has 7 exons. Gene Ontology annotation, molecular function: chromatin binding. Lineage: Eukaryota; Viridiplantae; Streptophyta; Magnoliopsida; Fagales; Juglandaceae.